Molecule: messenger RNA, 2364 nt
Organism: Blastocystis hominis
Lineage: Eukaryota; Bigyra; Opalinata; Blastocystidae
Exons: 7
Coding region: 1-2364 (787 amino acids)
Source: RefSeq, a predicted model, not a curated record
AUGGAUGACUCGCUGCUUUCCAUGCAGAUGAGCGACAGUGUCAAUGGAACGAUUUCUGGAUACACUACAGACAGCAUUCUCACAUACCGACUCUACAUUUCCAAUUCCGAAAGCACCAACUCGGAUAAAACCGAAGAGCGAAGCUGUCUGGUGGACAUGAUCCAGCUCACAUUGGAGAGUCCUUCUCUUCCUUCCUUAGUCGGCUACGUGAGCACAAGUCCGCGUCCGCUGAGUCGCAACCGCGUCCCUCUCCGCCUCACCAGCAACUCCACGGCGUCCUUAGUGCUGGAUCAUUCGUCCUCCCUGUUUUCCACAAAUCGGGACGUUUUUGUGUAUCUCAUCGUGGAAGAAGAAACGGCCUCGCUGAUCCCCUACACGCUUACGUCGCAAGCCGCCUUCUCCUCGGUGCUGCGCCCCGAUUCGCAAGGCCUUUUCGCGUUUUCAACAAGCGUCAACUGCAGCGCCGAAUCCACGCCUCGCGACGACGUGAUCGGGUAUUUAAUCCUCGACUUCUCCACAAAACUCCUCUUCGACUCCUUCUCGCUUCUCUUCUCCAUCGAUUCCUUCCAGGGCGACAUCGAAGUCGCUCUCAGUGAUCGGACCUUCCGAUCCGCUCUCGUCCAGUCCUCGCCGCACACCACCACCGGGCCCAACCCCUUCGGUUUCCACGUUUCCACGAAUAGCUCGGUGUUCCAGCUGGGCCGGCCGCUCUAUUUCCGCGUGCGUCCUCUCCCGACCGGCUCGCUUUCCUCCGCUUCGCCGUGCUAUUUCAACGUCUCCAUGCGUUUCCUCCACACAACCGCGGUUUUCUGCGCCCCUCACGACCAGCCCGUGUCCGUGGAAACGCCCGCUCGUCCCGCGGUUUCGUACCACGCGGUGUGGAUCCCCAGCGACGAUCUGGGCACCGUCUCGCGGGUGAAUCUUCGGUUUUCGGAGGUAGCGUACGCGUGGAAUUCGAAUGGAACCGUGUGCUUCCCGCUCACCGUGUUCUACGGGUACUCCGAAACCGCGGAACUGCUGAACAUCGCGGAUUCUGCCGUGGUGGAGUACACGGAAUCCUUCUUCUACCAGCCGCUCAUUUCCAUCGCGAUCGACCGGCAUUCUGUCGGGUGUUUUCUGCUCAUCGCCGUCCGCACGGAGGGCGUUUCGUCGUGGGUGUUCGAGGGCGGCGUGGCGAUGACUCCGUUCUUGCUGACGCCGAGCAAUUCGAUCAAAGGCUCGCUAUCGUCGUAUCGAAACGUCGUGCAGACGUACAUCUUCCUCUACUCCACCGAGUACACCGCCAUCACGCUCUCCGCCUCCAAAACCUCCUCCGAUUUCCGCUCUCUGUCUCCGUUUCCACGUUUCUCCAAUCGUAGAUCGAUGUUCGUCGCGGUCGACGCGUACCCGUCGCCCUCUCGUUUCGAUUGGUCGAGCGAAACGCCCGCGAAGGCGAGUCCGCUGCAGGUGAACGUGACGAUCGACCGAAGCCACGCGAAGUACUGCAACGAGUGCAAGUAUUUCGUGACGGUGAUGCUCAACGGCUCGCUGGAGCUGAGCACGAACGCCUCGCAGCUGGCGAUCGAGUUCGUCUGUCCGGGAGACGUGUGUUCGAACUGCAGCGAGGGUCGCGACCCGCUGCAGAACUGCCAGGAGUGUCUGGACGGGUUUUACGGGACCAACUGCAGUCCCUGCCGCGACUGCCACCACGGCGAAUGCGCGGACGGGCUGUCGGGCGACGGGUCCUGCGUGUGCAGCACGGGGUUCUCCGCGUAUUCCAACUGCACGGAGUGCAAAACGGGGUUCUUCGGGGAAACCUGCGCGGCCUGCGAGAGCUGCAAUGAGCACGGAGACUGCCAGGACGGCCGGACGGGCGACGGAUCGUGCGUGUGCGACGAGGGGUUCGACGCGGCGCAGCGAUGCGGAGAAUGCGUGGAGGGGCGGUUUGGGAGCGCGUGCAAUGAGACGUGUCCCGGCGAAACCGCGGUGUGCAGCGCGCACGGAGAGUGCGAUGAUGGAAUGCUGGGAACGGGGCGAUGCAAGUGCAGCGAUGGAUUUAAUGCGAUACGUUGUACGAGGAAGAUCGAUGCAUUCCGCAUUGUUUUGAGGAGAACGGAGCGUGCGAUGAAGGUAGAGCGCGCAGAGCGGCGUGAGUGUGUAGAGAAGGGAGUUUGCUUAUGCUGGGACGGACAUAUGGGAGUCGAUUGCAACUACUCCUUGGAAGAGAGCGUGAAUUUGUAUCUGUUUCUUGGAAUGAUCGUGGUCGUUUCGAUUAUCUCAUUGCGCGUGAAGCAGCUCUCGAAGAAGGUGGAGAAGCAGCAGGUGCAGAGGCAGGUGGUGAUUGACGAGAAGCGACGUUUUAUUUCGUGGCGCGUGGUGAAAUAA